AGUUGAAGGCUGUGCUUCCAGCCUGGCGCCUGUGCUCUGGCUGUAGUGAAGCCUUUGCAACGUGUCCAAUCGCCCCUUCACAAAAGCUCAUUGAGUCAAACCACAACUCUUGUUAGGAGCUACAUCUGCUCAGGUGGAAGAGGAUCAGCAAAUAAGCAGAUAGGAAGAUUUCAACAUGCUAGAAAAUAGUGUCAUGACCUCUCCUGGCAGAGGAAAGUUCUCAACCGAUUUUAAGGCUCUGAGUAAUGAAAACUUAGCUGCAAAGCACUCUCUGCAAAGAGGUUUCUCACUAAGUUGUGCUAAUCAAGAAGAAAAAGUAAUUGCUUCUGAAAUCUCUGGUGCUCUUAAAGUUACUGAAGAACCUCAGGCACAGAUUUUAAAACCUGAUCUAGAGAUACCACAUCAAGCCAAAGUCACAUCAAUACCACUAUCUUUUUUCCCAUCUAAACUACAGCAACUAUUGUUAGCUGUAGAGAGAAAGGUCUCUGAAGCAAGGGAAGCUAUAGAAACACAAUCUGUAAUUUACAUAUGGCCAGUAAUAAAGAUGCAAGAGAGUUCCAGAUCCUUCUGGCACAAUUUUUCAAAGUCUUUUAUGCCAAGCAGCCCAGACUUAACAAGACACUGUUCUAGUCCUGAUGUAAUUGAAGAUGAGAAAAGUUCCCAAAUAACUUCAAUGAAAAAGCUUGCACAAGAGGAGCCAGAUGGAAAGACAGCAAGAUUCUAUCCUCUUAUUGUAAAGUCAUCUAACAGUUCUGUUUCAGAAAUUUUGAAGUCACUCACCAAUAUAAAAAAUAAGGAUUAUAAGAAUAUAUUAACACUUUCAUCUACUAGUCCUAUUGAAGAGCAGCGGGAAAUUCCUCUCUUUAAGGAAAAUGCUCUAAUGAUUUAUAAUGGUCAUGUCUACCUUCUAUAUGUAAUGAGGCAUGAAGAUCUGGCAGCAGAAAUGAAAAUAUCUGCCCACCAUAUGUUGUUUAUGAAGACCAUCGUUUGGCUCAUCACGUGUCGUUCUGUCCGUAAACUAAAUUUCCAAGUUUCACAUCCACUGCUGUUGAGAGAGGAUGCUGUGAAACAGAACAUAAAAUGUCUUACAACCUGUGCUACUCCCACAUUCCUAAAGAAAACAUCAAAUGAAACACGUUUCUCUUCACACAUGAUGACUACAAUCUCUCAGCCUGAGAACUGCUCCCCUCUUGCUGGGAAAAGGCAGCAGGUGGUAAACCAUGAUGAUCAGUUCCUCUGCCAGACUGCAUUCCCAUCCAAAGAAGACUUGCAAAAAAGAAAUGAUGAAGAAGCACUUCGGGAUAAAGACAAGGAAAUAAGAAAGAAAUUUGGUCUUGUUAAAGGUGAAGAAGGCUGGCCAUGUGGAAAGGAAAGACAUCUGGGGGCAGUCCAGCCUCGAGCUGCACCCCUGAACCGCUGGGCAGGGCAGCCAAAGACCUCUCAGCAGCAUCGCACGGCGCUGCAGGCAGAUCACCUCUCGGGGCGGGUACCUCCCAUCGCGGCAGAGCGCGGCAGGGGCGGGCUGGGCAGCCGCGCGUCUCCCGCUGGCCGCGGCGGGGCGGUCCCGGUCCGAGCGGGGCGGUCUCGGUCCUAG
Molecule: messenger RNA, 1594 nt
Organism: Oenanthe melanoleuca
Lineage: Eukaryota; Metazoa; Chordata; Aves; Passeriformes; Muscicapidae
Exons: 4
Coding region: 176-1594 (472 amino acids)
Biological process (GO): regulation of DNA-templated transcription
Molecular function (GO): nuclear retinoic acid receptor binding
Source: RefSeq, a predicted model, not a curated record